AUGGCAUCCCCAACUAGUAGUGACGGCCAGGAAGCGGUAGUGACUACUUCUACAUCUACAGCCAUCAAAAACAAUACCAAAAGUCUUCGAUUUUAUGUUAUCAUAGUCACCCUCUGUUUUCUCAGUGUCCUCAGCGCUCUAGAGAAUACGGUUGUCACCACAUCCCUGCCGAGCAUUGCUACAGAGCUCGAGCUAGGCAACAGCUAUGUCUGGGUGACAACCGUUGUUUUUUUUAACAGCCUAACUGUCUCAAACAGUGCUGUUGUUCAACCAUUAUUUGGCCAGUUGGCCAAUAUUUUUGGUCGGCGAUGGGUAACUAUGGGGGUGAUUGUUCUCUUUGCGCUAGGGAGCGGCUUGUGCGGUGGUGCAACCAACGCCGCCAUGCUAAUUGCUGGUCGAGCUAUCCAAGGAAUGGGGGGUGGCGGCUUCAACACGCUUCCCAAUAUCAUCGUCUCGGACCUCGUGCCAUUGAGAGAAAGGGGAAAGUAUGUCGCUUGGUUUCUCACAACGUAUUUCGUGGGCAUUGCCAUUGGGCCGUGGGUCGGCGGUGCUAUUGUUGACUCAUCUACUUGGCGAUGGGUCUUUUACAUCAAUCUCCCAAUUGGCGGCGCGUCCAUGAUUAUGGUAUUUAUCUUCCUUCAAGUCCAAUAUGACAAGGGGAUGUCUUUUAUUGAAAAGCUCCGCCGAAUUGACUAUGGAGGAAACUUCCUCCUAAUCAGCUCGUCAGUCUCGAUCCUCUUUGCUUUGACAUAUGGAGGUAACUUAUACCCCUGGCGCUCAUCGCAAAUCAUUGUACCCCUCGUCAUUGGAUUCACGGGCAUUGGCAUUUUCGUAGCAUUCGAGAAUACUAAGUGGGCUGGGGAGCCUGUCUGUCCGCCGCAUCUAUUCCGCAACCGCACCUCUGCUGUGGUUAUGAUCGUAACCUUCAUUGGCUCUGCCCUUCUGUACUGGGUCUAUUUUUUCAUGCCCAUCUAUUUCCAGGCCGUACGCGGCAGCUCCCCGUCCGUGGCCGGACUCCAGGUCUUGCCAUCUGUUAUCGUAUCUGUUCCUGCUUCGAUAGCUGCCGUGCUGUUACUUACACGCUUCGGGAGGUAUAAACCCAUUCAUCUUGCAGGCUUUACAGCUAUCACGCUGGGGCUAGGGCUAUUCAUCCUUCUAGAUCAAACAUCAUCUACAGCGGAGUGGGUGAUCUUUCAAAUUAUCAACUCGCUCGGCAAUGGCAUUAUCAUGAACUCUCUGCCUCCAGCCUGCCAGGCUGCCUCGCAGCGCACUGAGUCCGACCAGGCUGCUACUACGGCCGUGUGGUCAUCAGUGCGUUCUUUCGGCAACAUUUGGGGCGUCGUUGUGCCUGCCGCAAUCUUUAGCAACACCUUUGGUCAGCGCGCUGGACAAAUCGCCGAUCCAGUCACCAGGGAACUGAUCCUCAAACAGUUUCACUCGGGCAACGCGUAUGCAGAUGCCAACGCUGUAUUCCUCGCACGCCUCGAUGAAACCACAAGGAAUGAGGUUGUAGCUGUGUAUGAGGAUGCGCUGCGGUUUAUCUGGCAAAUUUCGUUAGCGCUGGCUGGGUUUUCGCUCGUCCUCGUUUUGCUGGAGAAGGAGAUUGUGUUGAAAACAGACUUGUAA
Molecule: messenger RNA, 1626 nt
Organism: Talaromyces stipitatus ATCC 10500
Lineage: Eukaryota; Fungi; Ascomycota; Eurotiomycetes; Eurotiales; Trichocomaceae
Product: efflux pump antibiotic resistance protein, putative
Exons: 3
Coding region: 1-1626 (541 amino acids)
Biological process (GO): transmembrane transport
Molecular function (GO): transmembrane transporter activity
Source: RefSeq, a predicted model, not a curated record